Messenger RNA from Strigops habroptila (Kakapo), 3113 nucleotides. Its product is annotated as leucine-rich repeat-containing protein 15. Gene Ontology annotation, cellular component: extracellular matrix. The coding region runs from base 1 to 1842 and encodes 613 amino acids. Gene Ontology annotation, molecular function: protein binding. The transcript has a single exon. The record is from RefSeq and is a predicted model, not a curated record. NCBI's taxonomy places the organism in Eukaryota, Metazoa, Chordata, Aves, Psittaciformes, Psittacidae.
AUGGCCACAGCCUCGGUGGCCUUUCCCAGGGAGAAAGCAGCACCCAUCCCUGGUAGUGGCCCUGGGAGCUCGGAAAUUGCUCAGCCCUCCUCCUUUGUUUCUCCUGCAGGCCUAAUGGAGCUGGGAUACUGGCAGCGGUGGCUGCUGCUGCUGGUGGGUAUCCAGCUGGCCAGUGGCCAGUGCCCAGAGCAGUGCCAGUGCGUCCGCACUGCCCAGGUGGAGUGCUCCGGUGCAGGCAUCACUGCAGUCCCCAGCCCCAUCCCUGAGAACGCCAUGACCCUGCAGAUCAUCAACACUCGCAUCACUGAGCUGGGCGACGCAUCCUUUGGCAACGCCUCCCUGCUGAUCGGGCUGCGCAUCGAGAAGAACAACCUGUCGCGCAUCAGCCCCAGGGCCUUCCAGCACCUGCCUGACCUGCGCUACCUCAGCCUGUCCAGCAACAAGCUGCAGGAGCUCCCCGUGCAGGUCUUCGAGCGCCUGGGCAAGCUGGAGUCUCUACUCCUCUCCAGCAACCAGAUCCUCCAGGUCGAGCCUUCCCACUUCUCCCACCUGAGCAACCUGAAGGAGCUGCAGCUGCACGGGAACAACCUGCAGGAGCUGAAGGAGGGGGUGUUUGACCAGCUCACCAGCCUCACCAAGCUCAACCUGGCCAGGAACAACAUCGACCACCUGCCGCGCCGGGCCUUCGAGCGGCUGGCGCGGCUGCAGGUGCUGCGGCUCUAUGAGAACCGGCUUCGGCAGAUCCCGGUGGGCACCUUUGAUGGGCUGCCAGAGCUGCAGGAGCUGGGGCUGCACCAGAACCAGCUAGAGAUGCUGUCCCCAGAGCUCUUUGUGCACAACGGGAACCUGCAGAAGCUCUACCUGUCCAACAACCUCCUCGCCACCCUACCGAGUGGCAUCUUCUUGCCCUUGCGUGCCCUCGCUAAGAUCACCCUGCAUGUCAACCGCCUGCGGGACAUCUCCCCUGCUGCCUUUGGGCCCAUGCCUGACCUGCGGGAGCUGUGGCUCUACGAUAAUGAGCUUUCUACCCUCCCUGCUGCUGUCUUCGGCAACCUCACCCAGCUGCAGCUCCUGGUGCUCAGCAAGAACCGGCUGCGCUCCGUGGCGCGGGGGGUUUUCCAGGGCUUGGGGGAGCUGCUGGAGCUGUCCCUGCACUCCAACACCCUGCGCCGCCUGGAUGCACAGGCACUGGAGGGGAUGCCCAAGCUGCAGAACAUCUCCCUGCACCACAAUCAGCUACAGACGCUGCCGCGGGGCCUCUUCGCCGCCACCCCGGGGCUGCGGCACCUGCAGCUGCACUCCAACUCCCUGGAGAACCUGCCCGCCGGCAUCUUCUCCCCCCUGGCUGCCCUGCGAGAGGUGAAGCUGCACAACAACUCCUGGCGCUGUGACGAGGGCAUCCUGCCCCUGCGGGGCUGGCUGGAGGACAACCCCCACAAGGUGGGCGAGACACCCCCCCUCUGUGCCCAGCCCCCUGCCUUGCGGGGCACCCCCAUCGCCGGGCUGCUGCAGGACCAGCUCCUCAUCCCCCGGCCCUCCACUGCCUCCCCCCGUCCCAGCACCCCGCUCCCUGCUGGCCCCUCUGAGGUGGCAUUGCCGGAGGGUGCCUGGACGGAGCCCCCCAUGGGGCUGCCGGUCUCUCCCCAGGAGGAGGAGGAGAAGGAGGAGGAAGAGGAGAGGGGGCAAUGGGGGCUGACAAGCACGCAGAGUGGGGUGGUGGUGGCGGUCAUCGUGCUGGUGUGUGUGGCCCUGCUCGCCGCCCUGGUGGCGCUGGUGGUCUAUGGCUGCAGGAAGAAGAGCCACGUUGUGCUUAUGAGGAUGAAGGCACCCAAUGAAGCAUGAGCACCCGGGAAGACCCUGGGGUAAUGGUACUGGUGGGGCAUUUCCUCCCCACGGGGCCAAGGGACAUGACAGUGGCUCUGUAUCAGCUGCCCUUGCUGAUUGGGAUGGGCCACAAUCACCAAGCGUGCUGCAUGUCCCCUGUCCCGCUCUGCUUUGCCCUGCCCCUGCUCUGCAGUAGGGUGUCCGCCUGGGUGACCUCCCAUGGCUGCCCUCUUCCCAGCCCCUCCUGCCUCCAGUGCAGCCUCUGUGCCCAUCCCCUACCCGGGGGCCUGCAGCUGGGGCGCUGAGAGGGGACCCCUCAAGCAGGGAGCCACAGCCUGGUCAUGAUGGUGCUUAUCCCAAACAACAGGACUUCCCCAUCCCUCACUUUGCUUUCUCCUCUCUAGUGCUGCCUGCCCUUGCACCGCCUGCUGCCCCCCACCAUGCCCCAGCCUCAGCCUCUGCCCCUGCCCGGGCAGGAGCCGCACACCCGCUGCUGCCGUGCCCUCGCCGGCGGGCUGGGCGCUGCUGCCGCCGGGCUGGCACACCCGCACGGCUCCACGCUGCCGCCCUGUCCGCAGGCAGCCAGCACCUUCCCUGCCCCGCCGCAGCCUCCUGCCCCCGCCCGCUGGCCCCUGCCGUGUGCGGGGGAAUUACCGGGUGGGACGAUGGGAGUGAAGUAUCUGCAGGGAGGGGCUGGGAGAGGCUCCUGUGGCUGUGCCCCAAGGCAGCGGGGGCAUGCCGGGGCGGCUCCUGCUGUGCCUCCUCCCAAGUCUUCGCUGCCUCAAUACCCCUGCGCAUCCUCCACCAGCUAGUGAGCAAACUGGCCCUGCUCUGCCUGCCAAAGCUUCUUCCUUUUCUCCUGCGAGUACCCUCCUGUAUGUGCCCAUCCCUGCUGCCUGCACAUCCCCCGGGCAGCAGGGAUGCUGGCAAUGCACAGUGGGGAGGUCAGCAAGCGCUGCUGCUCUGCAGUUUGCAGGUGGGUGCCACACCAUUCCCCUGCAGCACCUGCACCCAGCGGCCACCCUGCCUGCUCCAGCUGUAGCACGGCCACGGAGGCGUCCAGCUCACCUCUGCACACGGUGUGGGGGUGCCGGGCUGCCUGGGGAUUGCUGCCAUGGGACGAGUGCCCCAGGAGCCAGUGGGAGCACAAGCAACCCCACACUCGUGCACACGAUGGGAUGCUCCUCUGGGCUGAGACCUGCAUGGCAGCAGGAGGCACAGGACUGUGCCGUGGGGCUGUUGGGUGCUUCUCUGUGACCUCUCCAUUAAAGUGCAGUUGUCCAUUCCCA